AUGGCCUUGCCACAUGCGAAUAUGAGUGUGCUCAUUGUAGAUGAUGACCCUACGUGUAGAUCACUUAGUGCGAUUUUCUUGCGUCAAUUUGGGAUCAGAGAUAUCACAAUGGCCGAAAAUGGAGCGGAGGCCGUUUUGUCAUGCCGAUUGGGUAUAACAUAUGAUAUCAUAGUCAUGGAUUUUAGUAUGCCAUUAAUGAAUGGUGUGGAGGCAACCAAGGCAUUAAGAGACAUGGGUGUUGAAUCCAAGAUAUAUGCUGUAAGUGCCGAUAAUGAUGAUGCGCUCAUAGAGAGCUUUAGAGAAGCCGGGGCCAACAAAUUCUUCAAUAAGCCUUUGAAUCUCGACAAAGUUGCAAGUUUCUUUGUCUAG
Molecule: messenger RNA, 369 nt
Organism: Daucus carota subsp. sativus
Lineage: Eukaryota; Viridiplantae; Streptophyta; Magnoliopsida; Apiales; Apiaceae
Product: two-component response regulator 24
Exons: 2
Coding region: 1-369 (122 amino acids)
Biological process (GO): phosphorelay signal transduction system
Source: RefSeq, a predicted model, not a curated record